Dalotia coriaria is the source of this 1667-nucleotide messenger RNA. RefSeq lists its product as uncharacterized. Gene Ontology annotation, molecular function: oxidoreductase activity. The record is from RefSeq and is a predicted model, not a curated record. NCBI's taxonomy places the organism in Eukaryota, Metazoa, Arthropoda, Insecta, Coleoptera, Staphylinidae. Bases 399 to 1598 code for a protein of 399 amino acids. The transcript is spliced from 8 exons.
CCUGAGUCGUCCAGCAGUCCAAAACUUUCAUUGUUCUUUCCUCAUCUCCACUGCUCUCCUUUGUUUUUAUUUUAGUUCCAGUUCCUGCAUAACACUUUUAACGUUUAAUGAUUGACUUUUUAUUUACCGCUUUAAUGUGGUUUUUCAUGUGUGAUAGUGACAAUCAUAAUUAAACCCUUCAUAAAAUCUAGAAUAUGUCAUAACUUGUCAUAUGACAUUUUAUAUGGCUUCAUAAAAACGCAAAAUUUCCAGUAAUCAAGAUCAUAUCAUAAAAAAUGCAGAAAUAAAAGCUCAACUGAAUGAAGUACUAUAUUUAAUAGUGAUUGUAACUUUAGUAAUUUCGAGGCAAUAGUGUACAGUAGCAGUGAGCUUACAAGUGUUGCAAAAGUUCAAAAGUCAUGGCGGUAAUUCCGAAUAGCAUUCGAUUUGCAUUCACGUGCAAAGAGGCUUCACACGUGCAUCCUGUUACCGUGGUGAAUUACAAGUGCAAAACAUGCGAACGACAUUUCUCUGCAUUGGAGUAUCCCGACACCGGAACAGACAUAAUUCCAUUGAAAAAUGCAAGACGCUUCAUAACAGAUUGCAUGGUAGCAGUGGGUAGCCCACAGGAACACGCUGAAGCAAUGGCGGACGUCCUUUCCGAAGCAGACUACCGGGGCCAUUAUAGUCACGGAAUGAAUCGUCUUUCUAUGUACGUGAGAGAUAUUCAAAGAAAAGUCUGUGACGCCAAAGCAAAACCUUGUAUUCUAAAAGAAUCCCCUGCAACCGCCUGGGUGGAUGGUAAUAACGGUCUAGGCGUGGUUGUUGCCAAGUUCUGUAUGAACAUAGCCAUUGAAAAAGCGCAAGAUGUCGGCGUUGGUUGGGUUUCAUGCAAACAAUCCAAUCAUUAUGGAAUUGCUUCAUUGUACACUACUCAAGCAAUUGAAUGUGGUUUGUUAGGGAUGAGUUUCACCAAUACUUCACCAUUGCUUACCCCCACUCGCAGCCUCCAAUCUUCACUGGGUACUAAUCCCCUGUCAUUAGCAACACCCUCAAAAGGUGAUCCCUUUGUUCUUGACAUGGCCACAACAGCUGUAGCAGUUGGAAAGCUUGAAAUGGAACGACGUAAAGGCAACACUUUACCACCCGGAUGGGCACUGGGUCCCACGGGACAAGUGGAAACAGACCCUGCAGUUGCGGUGAAAACCGGCCGUUUGAUGCCGCUUGGAGGCGAAGAGAUCAACUCCGGGUUCAAAGGAUACGGGUUAGCAAUGCUUGUGGAGAUAUUCUCGGGUAUCUUAGGCGGAGCUAACUUUGGGAGAAAGAUCAGAAGAUGGGGUACUCAAGAUGGUGUCGCCAACUUGGGACAAUGUUUCAUCGCUGUGGACCCUGAGUGCUUUGCACCUGGAUUCACCGAAAGGAUGCAGGAGUUGAUUGAUAUGAUGAGAGAAUCAGAAAGGGUGGAUGAGGAUUGUCCGGUUUUAAUUGCUGGCGAUCCGGAAAGAGAGCAUAUGAAAGCCGUUGAUGAGCAUGGAGGUGUUCGAUAUGUCAAAGAUCAAAUGGAAACAUGUGCAAAAUUAGCUCAAGAGUUAAAUGUCAAACCACUUUUGCAAGUGUAAAUAAACUGUGAUCAAUACUUUGUAAUAAAAUGAUAAUAAAAUCGUGAAAAUAGAGAAUUUCUUAACCAA